GCCAGGAGUCACAGCGCACAGGACUGAGUGCAGAACCAGCGACUUAUGGAUCUUUUAGAUGCCACUUUGGUCUCACCGCAAAACUCCAGAGGUGACUUUGAAGUAACGCAGAUAAACAAGAAGCUCGAUGGCCGGUCGAAACUGUUUCAAAAAUGGCAAGUUAAAGAUUUAAUCUUGGAUUGCUAUGCGCACAAAAAUAGUUGAAGUUUCCAAACUUGAACUAAGACGAUGUUAGAGAAAACUCAAACAGUAAGCGAGCUAAGAGAGUGAGCACCCCACCUUUACUGGUUUUAUGUCCUUCAAACUGGGAGUGUCUCUGGGUGUGUGUUUGUGUGAAUAGUGAGGAGGGGUCAUGGUUGCGGUUCCUGUAGACCUUCAGGAUCCUGAUCAUUUGAUCCAAUUUAUCCUUUUGGCAGGUAAAGAGUCAGAUCUGAUACUCACUCACUAGUAUCAUCACAUUAUGAUUAAUGAUUUGAUAAGAAACACAUAUAAAGAAAUGUAGAAUCACAUCAAACAUUCUCAUUAAGUCUUACACUGAACAUGCUAAAUUACGCUGAAAUAAAACAGAUGCCAACACACUGAAACUGUGAACAACAAAAGAGUAAACACACAUGAAUGAACUUCAUCAGGAUUAAUAAUGGAUUCUAAAUACUCACAUGUAACAGAGCCGACCACUUUCUCAUCCAAACCCCCCAAAAGAAUGUAAGGCUUACAUCUGCUCAACAGAGACAAGAUGGUGUAAACCUUCAACACCAGAUCACAAUCCUUCCACAACCUCCUGUCUCUAUACAAGAUAACCAAAGAAGCCUUCCCAAAACACAAACUUUAUACCCUUUCUACUUCAAAGAGACAAAGACUGUUUAUGGCCAGCAGUAGAAAACUGCAGGACCACUCGAUCAGAUAAAAAUCUGGCAUCACAGCUUGACUGGGAAGCGUCAGGUUUAUCAGCUGUCGUGGAGGUUUUUUCCCGUUGCUGCUGGUGAAGAAUGAAAUAGAGACUUUUGUCGGCCAACAAGGUUUUAUUUAUUUUACAUUGAAAAAGGUCAAUCUGAAUCAAGAAAGACCCAGAACAUGGGGAAACAUGAACAUUUAUGCUUGAGGACCGCCCCUCAGAUAUAUAUAUCACAUAUAUAAUACAUAUGUGAUCAUACAAAAAGCAUCACUCGUACACGCAAAAAAUGAAAAAUAUUUUAAUUUUUUUUUUGAUUGCUCUUGGGGGCCCCCUACUGGCUGCAGGGCCCUAAGCGGGCGCUUAGUUCGCUUAUGCCUUGGGCCGGCUCUGCUUUAUUCUCAUAAAUUAAUGACUUCAGUCUCAAAAGUAAUGACUUUAAUCUCAAAGUCUUCAAUUAUUUUUCUUAAUGUGGCCCUUAUACCCUGUUGUAUUUAUUAUCUUCAAUCAAUCACUUGGGAGCCUUGAGUAGAAGAGUCCAGCCCUGACUCAGUGAGAUAUCAAAAUACAAAAUAUAAGGGGAUCACAAAAUAUCCAGCAGAUAAAAUCCUGAAUCGGUCAGUAUUUGGACAACGUGUUACUUCAAAACUUCUGAACCUGGUCUCUUAGUGUCAGAAACUUUAAUGUAGUGUUGCGGAAAAAGCUCUUUGAGUUUAAGUGAUUACUCAUCAUCUAGAAAGUCGCUGUUUUCUCUCCCUGUAGCUCUUCAGCAGCCCCUCAUGUUGCUGCUUAAACACACACCCUCCCACACACUGAUUCUUGCCCUCUGUGCUGCAGUUAUAUUCUUGACCCUCCCUUCCUUCCUUUCUUGAUGUACCAGCAGAGAACGCCCAGGGUGGUUUUCCAGAUCAUCAGCUUCAGACACACAUAAGAGAGCACACACAUGAAAACAGCGCUUGCAUACUGUACACGCCCACACUCAUAUAAAAACCUGAAGUACGGCGUGUUUCCUCAGAAGGAUCGGGACGUUUCACUUGCAGCAUCGCAGAGCCAACAGGAGCCGGUGUUUGACAGAGACAUCGUAUUAGCGGCACAAAGGAAACGGAUGAAGGAUGAUUACACUUAGGUGGACGAUCACACCUCUGCUGCUUUACCUGCUCAGCUCAGGUGAGUGAAAUGACAGCUGGAUGAAGGCAGAACAGAUAAAUAAGAAAAGUAGGAUUAAAAAAGACCAACUUUUCUUCAAGGGAAUAUUAGAAAAGCCCUUUUUAGGACCUCAGUACCCUCAUUUUUGGACCACAGGUAGAGGAGAUCUCAACAGCAGCAUCAUUAAGAGGAGAGUAGCAGUGCUGCAAAGUGUCUAAAAAUGCUCUCUGUGCCGAAACAAUAUUUGAAAAAACUGGGAAAUAUUUUAAUAUAAAUCAUAAAAGAUUAGGUGAAUGUGUAAUUCUGCUGAUGUUUAUUAACAUGAAUGCACUUUUGCUCAAAUAUUCCCAAGAGAUAAAAAGUCCAGUUAAACUUCUUGCGGUGUAUGACAGCAUCAGUAAAGUUAAUCACACAUUGUAAAACUAAAACAGGCGCCCCCUGAACUGACCCGGUCUGCACAAUAAGAUCUUCUUCCUACUGGCUGGGUCUCCACCCAGUUUGGAGCCAAAUUCACAAUAGGACACUUCACCCUGAGGGGAUUCAAUCAGACGAAUGUUUUUGUUUUCAUACGGGGAUUUAAGAGACGCUCACUGAGAGUUGGUACCGUGGACUAAAUCCUGUUUUGGAGUUUAUGUUUGUGAAUUUGGAAGGACGUGAGCCUCGUCUGUUUUCUUUUAGCACUGCGUGAAAUAAUUCAAAUUCAGUACUUUUGGGAAACUCUUUAGUUUAAGCUUCAUUUCAGUGAUAACUGCAUGGAGACAGAUGGAUAGAGUCAUGCAGACAGAUGGACAGAAGGAUCAAAGUGAUGCAGAGAGCCGGCGUAGAACCGUGGUGUUUUUAUUCCUGGUAGGAAGUAUGUCUCUGUCUGCAGGCGUGGGCACGUAUUCAGGGAGGGUGGAGCGGCGUUAUCAGACCUGAACUUAAAGGGACUCGCUACUAAAAUGAAGGUUCAAGCCCAGGUCUCUCAGUAUACCAAGACACUGACCCCUGAACUAGCUGUGCCAGAGGUUUCACUGUGAUAAAUAGGUCACUGAUAGGUGCUUUAAUUUGCAGCGUACGAGUGUGUCAGUGUAACGUCUCUUCUCACUGACUCAGGUUCGAGAGUAACUCAGCGUGUCAUCAUGUGACCUUAUUUUGACCUGCGAAUGCACAGCUCAGCCGGUCUUUGUUGACCUACUUGAACCACCCGUUUGUCUUAUUUAACUUGUUUAGCUGAGCGCCAUGUGGGAACCGUAACUAUAAAUUUUGACAGCCGUUAUGUUAACACACCCACCCACUCUCUCCCACACACACACACACAUAAACAUCGCAGUGGGUGAGAUCAUCUGAUAGGCGAGGAGAACUCGGUGGAACAAUGGUCAUAGAAAAGAGGAGUGAGUUCUUUGACUUGGGCAGGGUGUCCUUCCUUCCUCAGAGGAACACACUGGGUGUAUUCAGAGCUACAAAACAAUGGUUCACAAUAGAUCAGCUAAAAUGAGUAUUAUUUUACGAGAUGGCAGAAUUCAAUUGACCCCUGCGUGUGUUAUGUAAAGACAGGGAAUCAUGAGUUCAGCAACACGAAUAUGACCCAGUGAAGAGACACGUCGUGUUUGCUACAGAAACUGGACUUCUGUUUGUGGAUUGAUCUGAUCGGGACCAAUCCUGUUUGUUUCAGUCAGGUAAUAUGAUUGGACAAAUUUAAAAAACAAAACAAAAUAAAGCUCUCAGUUUAGACAUUUGAAAAUUCUUAUUUAAUCCCAACCAUCGCUAGUUAUUUAGCUUACGCUUACAAAAAUAAGUACUUUCAUAGCUCGACUUUGCGACCGUUUCACUCACAUUUGCGACUAAAAACAAUAGAUGUGUGAGAAUUGAAAAAUGUAUUUAGGGGCACGUGUGUACAAAAAAAAAUCAGCCGAGGCAACAAAUGUUUUUUCAUGUAAAUACCACGGUGAAGUUAGUUUUAGGUGUCUUCUCACUCGCCAUAACUGGGAAUAACAACAGCAGCGCGGUUAAAUCUACUUGGCACCCUCGCUGUCAACGUCAGAUGUUGAAUAAGGGACCAUCAAUAAAUUACCGGUUGAUGAGCUUCAAUGUCAUGUGACCAAUUGACCUCCAAUUGAUUUCAAAUAACACUACUAAGGUCAGACGAUAACACAUACCUCUUUGUUUCCCUAAUUUGUCCUCAUAAGAUUUUUGUUUUAAACUCUAAAGGCAAAUUUUGAACAUUUUCUUCAAUAGCCUCCAUGUCAUGAGACCAAAAGACCUAAAAUUGAUUUCAGUACUAAUGUCGACCAAUAAGACAAACAUUAUUUGAUCAAUUUUCCUUGUGAAAAAAGUUAGUGUCAAGCCCUGACUUUAUUUUGACUUGUUUAGCACACUGUAUUAAACUUAUUAUCUGUAUCUUAUAACAAGUUACGGUUUUAGAAACAAUGGCAGGGACUGUAUUGGAAAAACAGACUCAGUCUAGCUCACAAUAGAGCGGGAAACAGGCAGAGAUGGGACUGAGGUGGGUUUUUGGCCUCCAUACAAACAGCUGCAAUGUGUUCCACCUGUCUGUUGACGAGUGAUACAGAUUCAUCAUGGUUUCGACAAAAAUGUCAGAGCACUACAAGAAAAAGUCUUCAUAACGAGUUUAAGUUUUAACUGUAUGGAAUCAAAGUCAUUAUAUAACCAGGUGAGUGAAGUUGUGAUGUUGAAGUAAAAGCACAUCAGUGACAUCUUGUUGUCGGCAGAAGCUGAGGACUUUCUCAUUUGCAUGAGAAAUGUAAUUGGUUAAGCUGUUAUUGGUGGUAACAUAGGGGUUAAUAGUAAGGCUGUCAAACGAUUCAUUUGUUUUAAUCGUGAUUAAUCGCAGAAUCUUCAUAGUUAGCUGCGGUUAAUCGCGAUUUGAAUUGCAUGUUUUAAAACUCUGUUAUUUUGGAUUUCAAGGUAGUUUUGAGCCCAUAAUGUAAAGUAUUUCUUAUCAGAGUCUAAAUUGAGAAUCAAAUGACCACAAAUAAAGAAUUUCCUUUUUGAGCUUUUGUAUUCUUUCAAAAAAGUGUCAUCUAGACCAACUUAAUACAUUGUCUAUGUCAAAUACAAAUACUUAAUAGUAAUUUAAUCGACAACUUUAUUCUCAUAACAUUGUAGCUUUAAACUUGAUUUUUACUCCAAAGUGGCUCCAAUCAUCUUAAAAAUCAAAACUGUAUAUUGAAAAAAAUCAUCCUCAUACAUGUGUGUACAAAUAAAUACAUGAGCUACAUCCAAAAAACAAUUUUCACACCACGCUGUAAACCAGUUAAACUUAGCUGUGAAGUCUGGCAUUUAUUCAUGGGAUCUAAUGGGGAUUCCUCAGCUUUGGCAACCGCUCCCAAGUGGACACUCAAGGAACUGCAGUUUUUUUUUUUUACACCUCCUCUUGAUGGUUCAGCUCUGUGGGUUCCUGCCUGGUCCAGACUCUAACUUUACUCUCACUUUAAAGUUCAGUGCCUCUGGUGUAAUCUGGAUUCUUCUGAGGAUAAUUUCUGUGAUUUAUUCUAGCAGGUUCACAUAGCUGAGUGACUCAUGCUGUCUUUUUUCCCUCUCCCACCCUCUGACCUCAGCUACCUCAUCCCCGGUUUCCAUUUCCACAUCUGCUCCACCUCUUCUAUCACAGAUCUCACCUCCCUCUCCUGUUCCGACGAUCCUCCCGUCUCCUCCGUCUCCUUCGCUCAGUGCGCCUCCCCCCACCAUCAACCAAGCGGAGCUGACAGAAAAAGCCAAGUGCCCUCUGACGAUGUCCCCCUCCACACUGGUGGUCAGGUAUGCUGGGAGAAAUAUUCCUCCUGUGUCUUCUUUGUUUCUACAUUAAUCCAGAAACAGAUUUGUCAGUCGUAGUUGUUUACACCAUGGCUCCAAAUUAAUCAGAUUAGCUGGCCUGUCAUCCAUGUCUUUGUAAAUUACUAACAACUAAUUGUUUGUAAACUCUGUAACAGGUUUGGAGAUCCUGUCACGGUUAACUGCUCGUUGCGAACGCUGGGUUUCCCUCUACUUGGUUGGGAAGUCUCCUUGGUAAGGGCACAGCUACUCUCUUAAUGUGUGACAUUGAACCCCAUUUACAUUGAGAAUUAUAGCUUUAUAUUCCCCACACUCCUGCUCCACCCGACCCUCACUUAUGGAGAUCUAAACACACUUGAACUGCUUCGCUUUGGGAAGAACUCGACUCUCAGUGUCACGACCUCAUUCAGGGUGUUAACAUGUCGAUUUAUCAUCUCUGUGUGACCAAAACUGGACUUUUAAAAUGGAUGUAAACUCAUAAGUCUGACUGGAAUCAAGCUUCUCAUAGUCGGGCUAACACACCUGGAUAAUGUGGUUGGAGAUCGUGGUUGAACAGCAUAGAUGCGUUGCUAGGAAACCAAGUCAUAAGCAAAACAUUGGUAGACGAAAAAAGGAUGUAAAAGAGACAAAUGAACGGCGCAGAGCUGUAAAAGUGGCGUCUCAUUAACCCAUUGCCAGCUGUUUGAUAAAGCACUAUGCUACUGGUAUUAACAAAGUUGACCAGGCUCUCUUCAUGAAAAACAAAGUUUAGACAAAUUUAGAUUAGAGUGUAAACUUGUGUUGAUCCAGGGUAUCUGCAGGGUCUUAAAAAGUCUAAAAUCCUUUUAAAAUCCUAUAAAAUGUCUUAAAUACCAUUUUGAAAGGUUCCUCAGAUCCUGUCUACACCACCUUUUUAAGAUCUUAAAUUCAACUUGUUGAAACCUGCAGAGACCCUGUAGUAUCUGGGAUCGAGUCUGUUAGGGUGAGCCCGCUGUCAGUAGCGGGUGUUAGUGUAGCCGACUCUGGACAGAGAGACUGAGCUGAAAGGGAUCCUCAGAGGGCAGUCCAUCAUGUCCAGGACAAAAACAGAAAACCUCCCGUUAAUGACAGCUUUAUGAUUUGUGGCAACUCUAGGCGUCUCCUGCACCAACUGAGGGUCAUUUCCUGGUCUGGAGUGUUGACAAGAUGACAGAAUGGAGCAUAAACCCAAUGUGCUGGGCAUUGACUGACCAAGGAGGGCAGUGUGACAUCAACCUCCCUCUAAUAGUCUUCAGUAAGUUCUCUUUUUUUUUUUCUUGACUUUUUCAGAAAGGUGUUCAAACCCUUUCGAUUAUUUUCAUGUGCUUUUCAUUAUUUUCAUCUGUCCUCACAGAGCCUCCUGAUAGCGUGACCCUCAGCCUGCUUAACCACACGGGGCCAAUGAUGGAGGGCAAUGAGUACACUCUGCAGUGUACGGUUCAGGGCGUGGCUCCUGCCGAAAAACUCAGCGUGACCUUCUACAGAGGACAGACCGCGCUGGUUCAAACACGGACCAGCAACAACACUGAGAAGGAACCAGUGAAUGAGACCCUCACCUGGAUCAUAACUCCCAGUAAAGAGGACGACGGAGCCGAGUACUGGUGUGAGGCCACGCUAAAACUGGGACCUGAAGGACCUCGGCAUCCUCCAGUGGUGAAGUCCAAGAGACUCACUGCCACAGUGCUGUGUGAGAUUUUUUAACCUCCUUUACCUGAGUGUUCGAGUCAAAGUCAGAGCUGAGAGAGGGUCGGGAAUAAUCGAGACAAAAAGAAGUGAUAAAAAAAAAAUAAUGAGAGAGAACGUCAGAACAAAGAGAAGAUGAAUCAUGAUUAUGAGAUCAAUUAUGAGACUGACUGAAGUUUAGAUUUAAAGAUAGAAAGUUAUAAUAAUGUGAAAUAAGUCAUGGGAUAAAAAUUCCUAAUUUUAAGACACUACAAUCAGAGGAAAACUCUGACUUUUUAUCUCAUUAUAAAACUUUUUUCAUUAUUUGAACUUUUUUUUUCCUAUUUUCCCUUUUCUUUGUUUUAACUGCAACUUUUAACUCAAAUGAAUGACUUUUAAUCACUUCUGUUUUUCAAUCAGAUAACGACCUACUUUCUCAUAACUUUGACCUUCUGUAUCAUAAAAAUCAUACACCCGUAUAAUUUCCACCUUUACUAAAAAAAAUUACUUUUAUCUUCACUUUUCAAUAUUUUAACUUUAACUCAUUUUCCCUUUUUCAUUAUUUUCACUUUUCCACAUUAUUUUCACUUUUUCUCAUUAUUUUCACUUUUAAUUUUAACUUUUUCAUAAUUUUCACUUUCUUUCAUUAUUUUCACUUUUUUUCACAAUUUUCACUUUUUCCAUCAUUUUCACUUUUCAUUAUUCUCACUUUUUCUCAUAAUUUGCACUUUUAAUUUUCACUUUUAAUUUUAACUUUUUCAUGUUUACUUUUUUUCAUUAUUUUCACUUUUUCAUUAUUCUCCCUUUUUCUCAUAAUUUGCACUUCUAAUUUUCACUUUUAAUUUUAACUUUUUCAUGUUUACUUUUUUCAUUAUUUUCACUUUUUCAUUAUUAUCACUUUUUCUCAUAAUUUGCACUUUUAAUUUUAACUAUUUCGUAAUUUUCACUCUUUUUCAUAAUUUUCUUUUUUUUCAUUAUUUUUUUUACUUUUUAUCUGAUAUCAAACACUGUCUUAUUUUUCACAUUUUCUCUUGAAAUUUUGAUUAUUUAAUUUCAUAUUGUAUACUCAUUUUUAUUUUUUUUUAACUUUUUCUCUCUUGAUUUUGACACACUUUCUAAAAUACUUAUUUCAUACAUUUUUGACUUGCCUUUUUUCCUCACACUUCUGGUCAACUUCCUGUAAAGAUAGUCGACAGAUUUCUUCCUAGAUCAGGAAGAGAGUUCGACGGCGGGCGGCUCUGUUGGUAACCUCCCUCUCACUCUGACUCCUCUUCCCUCUCAGAUGGCCCACAGAUCGACUGUCCUCCAAAACUUCGGGUGAAAGAGGGGGAGAGCCUCGAGUGUGCGGUGCGAGGAAACCCUCAGCCGUUGGUCACCUGGUUCAGAGACGGGGAGGCGGUGGCUCUGCCGGCACACUCCAACAGAGAGCAUGCUGGGUAUUAUACGGUCUCUGCAAAAGGACUCAGAGAGAAAAAUUUAACAGUGAUGGUGGAGGUGCUUCCUGGUGGUGGUAAGUUUGAUGAACGUUCAUACACGUCAUUUUUGAUCACUGCAGGACUUCCUGUCAUCAGAUCACGAGUAAAGAGACAUAAGUUAAACCUGUUUUAACUGACUUGAUGUCUCCUUCUCUCUGUAGGAGCUGCAAACAGCUAUAAUAGAUGUUUCCUACUGGCCGUCCUGCUCUUUCAGACCCUUCACUGGCUCUAACAGCUCCUAAAUGAAACCAAUGGGAUGCAUCUCUCUAGGCUGUGUUGAUUUACAGCUCCUCCACUUAGAAAUGUCAGUCUCUCUCCUAUUGAUCAGAAGAAUCUGUUGAUUAUUAGUUUUAUUUUUCUACUGAGCGUGUCUCUUCACUCUGAAUCAACGGCGUCUUAUUGUAGCAAAUCUUUCUGCUGAGCGACAUCUUCUCAUCCCAUGCUGCUCCACUUCUAAAUCAGGUCUUGUAUAUAUUGAUGAACCACCGUCAUACUCUUGUGUUUCUGUACGUGUGUCGUUGGGUCUUCUUUUCCUGUUGGUCCUCAGAGGAUGUUCAUGGACUCUCGAACCCUCUGCCACACCGUGUCUUUGUCUCUCCUCUGUUCAUGUCGUCAUAUUUCUGUGGUAUGAAGAAAAGUCUGAUGUGUGCACACUCCAAGAUCCAGGUCCUUUCUCACUAAGGUAACGUCGUGUCUGCUGUACAUUAAAAUGCUGAACUAUCACAUCAUAAAGCUGUACUUUCUUGCAAAUAUUGUAAAAAUAAAAGUAUGAAACUAGGAAUACGUUCAAAAA
Xyrichtys novacula (pearly razorfish) is the source of this 9736-nucleotide messenger RNA. NCBI's taxonomy places the organism in Eukaryota, Metazoa, Chordata, Actinopteri, Labriformes, Labridae. The record is from the annotation of a GenBank genome assembly.